Messenger RNA from Calypte anna (Anna's hummingbird), 891 nucleotides. RefSeq names its product neuronal vesicle trafficking associated 2 (gene NSG2). The transcript is spliced from 5 exons. Bases 64 to 615 code for a protein of 183 amino acids. Gene Ontology annotation, biological process: endosomal transport; clathrin coat assembly; G protein-coupled dopamine receptor signaling pathway. Lineage: Eukaryota; Metazoa; Chordata; Aves; Apodiformes; Trochilidae. Gene Ontology annotation, cellular component: endosome; membrane. The record is from RefSeq and is a predicted model, not a curated record. Gene Ontology annotation, molecular function: clathrin light chain binding.
ACCCCCGGGCCGGGACCCCGACAGUGACCGCCAGGUUUGCAGUCUGGAAAGCAAGGUCCAAGAAUGGUGAAGCUGGGGAGUAAUUUGAAUGACAAGAACAACAAAGCACCAUCCAACGAAGAUGGUUUUCAGACAGUUCCUUUGAUCACACCUUUGGAAGUAAAUCACCUGCAGUUCCCAGCUCCGGAAAAGGUAAUUGUGAAAACAAGAACAGAGUAUCAACCUGACCAGAAGAACAAAGGAAAACUCAGAGUGCCCAAAAUUGCUGAAUUCACAGUCAGUUUUACUGAUGGUGUAACAGAAAGACUAAAGGUCACUAUUCUCAUAAGCCUGGCUCUUGCAUUCCUUGCCUGCAUAGUGUUCCUUGUGGUAUACAAAGCCUUCACUUACGACCACAGUUGCCCAGAUGGAUUUGUUUAUAAGCACAAGCGCUGCAUCCCAGCCUCACUGGAUGCUUACUACUCUGCACAGGAUUCCAGCUCCCGGGGCAGGUUCUACACUGUCAUCAGCCACUACAGCAUGGCCAAGCAGAGCAGCUCCCGGGCCGUAUCGCCCUGGCUGUCCUCAGGGUCGGUCAACCACGAAGCCAAGGCUGCCAAGACAGAAGGUCAUUAAAGUUAAUGAGGGGUGAUGUGGAAAGUGGGAGGGGAGGGGACAACACCGUGGCUAUACUGCAUUGCUCUAGCUGAGGGUGCUGGGCUAACAGCACGACAGGAAUAAAUAAAUAAAAACCCGAGUGCAGGAGUCAUCUUAAUGGAUAUUUCUUUUCGUGCAUUGUUCUCGUUGAUUUGUAACUGAGUCAAGCUCUUGUACAAAGGCAUGUUUGAUGUUAACUGUACCUUACGAUGUAAAAAUAUUUUUAAAUCAUUGCUUAACUAUUUGUUAGAAAAA